Molecule: messenger RNA, 1231 nt
Organism: Pollicipes pollicipes
Lineage: Eukaryota; Metazoa; Arthropoda; Thecostraca; Pollicipedomorpha; Pollicipedidae
Exons: 4
Coding region: 118-723 (201 amino acids)
Source: RefSeq, a predicted model, not a curated record
CCGCGGUCGCGCCGCAGUGCGGCUCGUCCUCCGCUCGCCGACCCGGCUGCACGUCAGACUCGGGCGCUCAGCACGGACGGCAGCACGGGACCUCCUGCGCCGCGACCCGAGGUGGCGAUGGACCGGCCGCGGCAUUGGAAAGUGUCGCCGGCGCAGGCGGCCCCUGACAUUGCGCCGACAUCGGCCGUCCCUGACCGGCAGCCGGGCCCGGCGACCGGCUCGGAGGCCUCCGACCCGGCCGACAGGGUUACCACCAGCCCGGCCGACCCCAAGACGCUAAAACAACUGAAGCCUGACGAUGUGGUGUAUGUCGUGUACGAAACCACCAAGGAUGGCACCAAGUUCACAUACCCCGCUAAGAUAUUGGAGAUACGGAAGGACGCACCGUUCACGUACUUUUUCGUCCACUACCUCGGCUGGUCCCAGCGUCACGACGAGUGGAUCAUGGCCCAAGUCAUCCACAGUGUCGUGAAUCUCAGCCAGCUUCCAGACGGCCUCCGGUCGCUCAAGCGUCGCAUGGUGCCGGCGUCGUCCGGGCCGGCCUACCUGGCCGCCUACCGCCGACUGCGGCCCUGCUCCGUGGACCUCUCCGCCAACAACAUCUGCUUCUUCUCGGCGCUGCGCAAGGAGCGCUUCCACGUGGCGGACCGGCGCAUCAUGGCUCUGCGGGAGGCGCGGCGCAGCGGCCGGCAGGACGGGUGGUCCGCCGGCGCCGUGCUCUGAUCCCCGGCUCGGUCGCCCCGCCGAGUGGACCUAAGCGACGUCUAGUGUGAGUCGAUCGACCACGCGGAGCGUGGCUUUGGCCCCAGUGCGAGAUUUUGAGCCCAGUGUGGCCAGUUGGUGCGGUGAGGCCACCCCAGUUGGCACAGGUAAGAUCCGUUUGCGUUAAGUUGUGCGUCUGAUGGUUAGCCGAGAUGCCAUGGUGUUCAGACUGUCAUGUAUCAUAGUGAUGAUUUUUGGGUUGUGAUAUCACGUACAGGAAGCGAAGGUCCAGUUUUCACAUCUACUCAAUACGUCUGUGGUGGUGUGUGCGUGAUCGCAUUUCGACUGUUUUUCAUAUGCCCUUCAGCGGGCGCGUUAGCCAUCGUGCUGGUCUGGUGUGCCAAUCAUUCUAUGGCUCCUGGAGCGGAGCUUUGUGCUUAACAUUCGAGUGAAAGUGGUCUCAUUUUACAGUUGUAUUUUAUACGUGUGUACAAGCCCAGAAGGCAAUACACGGCGUAUGCCCAACCGA